AUGGCGAGGUUUCUACGCCAGUCUGCACAGCUCUCGCGGGCUGUGAGACUCGCGCAGCAGCCGGCGGUGACCCGAAUGCGAUUCCAGCCGUCGAGAAUAGCACGACUCGGCCAGCAAGCUCCGCUCGCCUGCUACCGAUCGCGGUUCUACUCGACCAACGGCCCCCAGCCGCCGAAUAAUGAAAAAGACCCCAACGAGAAGAAGCCCGAGAAGGAGGAGCAACAGCAGCAGCAGGACCCGGCCAAGCCUCAGCUAUCCAAGGAGGAGCAAAUACGCAAGGAGUGGCCGCUGCCCGAGGGAUGGGUGUAUCUCACGGAAGAGGAGCUCGGGAUGAUGCGUACAAUGGCCGAGAACGGCAGACUGCCACAAUUCCAGAAGGAAUUCUUCAUCAAGAGUGUGGAGGAGAUGAAGCUGCUCGGAGUUCCCAAUGAAUUGCGGGAACUCCUGACGUCGCUGAAGGAGCGCAAGCUGAAGAUGACCAUCACCGACAUCUCCAAGAUCCUCCGCAUUUCGACGCAGGUCGCAAAGAGAUUCUCCGACUACGAAGCCACGGUAUUGAUGCGCGAGGAGCAGGAUCCCAACAAGCAAAAGCAGGAUGGCGCCAAGGACUCCGAGCAGGGGAACGAGCAGAAGGAUGGACGCAACGGUCAGGAGAACGAGGGCGGUCCUGGCGGGCUCGGCGGCAAGAAAUGGAUUUUUGGCGUUUUCGGCACGGGUGACCUGAUUGUGGCCUCCCUCGUUUGGGUUGUUGUCUACCCCUUCUUCGAGUCGAUGAUAUUUGGCCAAGAGAAGGAGAUAACAUGGCAGGAGCUGCGGAGAAGCUUCCUGGACAAGGGCUUGGUCAACAAGUUUGUCGUCAUCAAAAAUCCCGGCCGCGUCCGCGUCGAGCUGAACCGCGAGGGAGUGCAGUCGGUCUACGGCGGCAACGAGGGCAUCAACCCCGACGUGCAUUACUACUUCUCCAUCGGUUCCGUGGAGAUGUUCGAGAGGCAGCUUGAGGAGGCUCAGAGAGAGCUCGGCAUCCCCGCCGCAGAACGCAUCCCGGUCAGCUACGCCAGCGAGGGCGGUUUCAUGCCCCUCGUCUACGCUUUUGGUCCCACCCUCCUCCUGGUUGGUCUUCUGUACUACACAACGAAGCAAAUGGGUGGACGCGGAGGCAACCAGAUGUUUGGGUUCGGCAAGAGCAAGGCCAAACGAUUCAACCACGAGACGGCCAUUAAGGUCAAGUUCAGCGACGUUGCCGGCAUGGAUGAGGCCAAGACGGAAAUUAUGGAGUUCGUCAGCUUCCUGAAGACGCCCGAGCGCUUCGAGAGGUUAGGCGCUAAGAUCCCGCGCGGUGCCAUCCUGGCCGGGCCUCCGGGAACCGGUAAGACGCUGCUCGCUAAGGCCACGGCCGGCGAGUCGGGCGUGCCCUUCUUCAGCGUCAGCGGCUCCGAGUUCGUCGAGAUGUUCGUCGGCGUCGGUCCUUCCAGAGUGCGCGAUCUGUUCGCGACGGCGCGGAAGAACGCUCCUUGUAUCAUCUUCAUCGAUGAGAUCGACGCCAUCGGCCGGUCGAGACAGGAGGGCAACCGUAUGGGCGGCAACGACGAGCGCGAGGCGACGCUGAAUCAGAUCCUUACCGAGAUGGACGGCUUCAACACGCAGGAGCAGGUGGUGGUGCUCGCGGGUACCAACAGAGCCGACAUCCUCGACAAGGCACUGAUGCGUCCCGGCCGUUUCGACAGACACAUCUUUAUCGACCGGCCGACGAUGAAGGGCCGUCAGGACAUCUUCAAGGUGCACCUGGGCAAAGUCGUCACCAAGGAAGACAUGGAUCACCUAACGGGCCGCCUGGCUACGCUGACCCCUGGCUUCUCGGGUGCCGACAUUGCCAACGCCGUCAACGAGGCAGCACUGAUUGCCGCCCGUGCCAGCGCCGACUCUGUGGAGAUGAUUCACUUUGAGCAGGCCAUUGAGCGUGUCAUCGGAGGUCUCGAGCGCAAGUCACUCGUGCUCAACCCGCAAGAGAAGAAGACGGUGGCCUACCACGAGGCGGGCCACGCCAUCUGCGGUUGGUUCCUUAAGAACGCCGACCCCCUCCUCAAGGUGUCAAUCAUCCCGCGCGGACAAGGUGCGCUGGGCUACGCGCAGUACCUGCCGCAGGGAGACGCGUACCUGAUGACGGUGGAGCAGCUGAUGGACCGGAUGGCGAUGACGCUGGGCGGGCGCAUCUCGGAGGAGCUUCACUUCCCGACAGUCACAACGGGUGCCAGCGACGACUUCCGCAAGGUCACGCACAUGGCGCGCAAGAUGGUGACACAGUGGGGCAUGUCGGAGAAGGUCGGCCCCCUGCACUUUGACGACGACCCGAACACGCUCCAGAAGCCGUUCGCCGAGGCGACGGCGCAGGCGAUUGAUGCCGAGGUGCACCGGAUCGUGGAGGAGGCGUACAAGCAGUGCAGGGACCUGCUGACGGAAAAGAAGGCUGAGGUCGGCAUCGUGGCAGAGGAGCUCCUGAAGAAGGAGAUGCUGACGCGCGACGACCUGGUCCGGCUUCUCGGACCCAGGCCUUUCGGCGACAACCAGGAGUUUGAAAAGUACUUUGGAGGCCAGGGACAGAAGAGCGCGCCGCCGCCGUUCCCGGCGGAGGAGAUUGACAACCCGCCCGAGCAGCCACCCGUCCCGCCCGCGCCAGCAUUCAAGAGCCUCGAGGAUGCGCCGAGGAGAUGA
This is a messenger RNA of Colletotrichum higginsianum IMI 349063, 2709 nucleotides long. Its product is annotated as ATP-dependent metallopeptidase HflB. Gene Ontology annotation, cellular component: membrane; m-AAA complex. Gene Ontology annotation, molecular function: metalloendopeptidase activity; ATP-dependent peptidase activity; zinc ion binding. Gene Ontology annotation, biological process: mitochondrial protein processing; protein-containing complex assembly. Lineage: Eukaryota; Fungi; Ascomycota; Sordariomycetes; Glomerellales; Glomerellaceae. The record is from RefSeq and is a predicted model, not a curated record. The coding region runs from base 1 to 2709 and encodes 902 amino acids. The transcript is spliced from 2 exons.